Messenger RNA from Oryza brachyantha (malo sina), 2831 nucleotides. Its product is annotated as disease resistance protein RPM1-like. Bases 1 to 2808 code for a protein of 935 amino acids. NCBI's taxonomy places the organism in Eukaryota, Viridiplantae, Streptophyta, Magnoliopsida, Poales, Poaceae. The transcript has a single exon. Gene Ontology annotation, molecular function: ADP binding. Gene Ontology annotation, biological process: defense response to other organism. The record is from RefSeq and is a predicted model, not a curated record.
AUGGCUGAAGCCAUGAUCCUUUUAGUUGUGCAGAAGAUUGGAUUUGCCUUGGGGAAUGAAGCAAUCAACCAAGCUACUUUAAAAUUCAAAAAUUUUGUUACACAGCUAACGGAGCUUCAAGGUAGCAUGGGUCGUGUCAGGAGGGAACUCAAGCUGAUGCAUCAAUUCCUUUCUCGAAUGGAUAUACGCAAUCGCCACAAAGAAACAUAUGAAAUUUGGGUGGAAGAGGUAAGAAUGCUAGCACAUGGGAUUGAGGACAUUGUGGAUGACUACCUGCAACUUGUCACCCACAAACAUAAAUAUGACACUGGAUGGAAUACCUGUCUGAAGAAAGGAUUUAUGCGGCCAAAUAUUCUGCUUUCAUUGAACAAGAUAGCAUCCGCCAUUAAGGAUGAAGAGAUCAAUCUGGUGCACCUGUUCCAGGCGAAAGAUCGAUGGGUUUCGACGGUAGGUGGUGGGAAUACCACCACUAGUAAUGAAAGCUCAAGUUACAUUGUCGAGAGAUCCCAGCAUCUAGCAAGAAUUUCAUGCUCCCUUGGUGAAGAAGAUCUUGUUGGGGUUGAUCGAAACAAAGAAAAACUCCAAGAGUGGCUGGCAGAUGAUUUGCGGGGACGCUCUGUAAUUGCAUUGCAUGGAAUGGGAGGGCUUGGAAAAACAGCCUUGGCAGCAAAUGCAUACAGGAGGGAGAAAGAAAAGUUUCAGUGUCAUGCCUGGGUUUCGAUUUCUCAAUUUUACUCCAUUAAGGAUGUUCUAAAAUGUUUGGUCACUGAGCUUUCAACAAAUGCGAAAAAGAGUAAUUGGGUUAACAUUAAUGACAUGGAUACUCAAGGUCUUAGAGAAGAACUCAAGAAAUUCCUAACACACCAAAAUUGUUUGAUAGUAUUGGAUGAUGUUUGGGCACCAGAAGCAGUCCAUGAUUUGCUUGGAGCACCUGCUCCUAAUCUCAAAGGGAGCAAAAUACUAUUAACGACUCGUGUGGAUGAUGUAGCUCGCCUUGCUUUCGAAGACAGGAGAAUAACAUUAAAGCCUCUAUCUGAAAAGGAGUCAUGGGAACUCUUUCAUAAAACAGCUUUUCUAGGGGGUACGAAUCAUGAGUAUGAUGCAGAACUGUCACACUUAAUAGAUCAAAUAGUUAGCAAGUGUAAGGGGGUACCUCUGGCAAUUGUCUCUGUUGGCAGGCUUGUCUUCGUGCGUGACACGACCAAAGAAGAACUGAGGCGAAUACAUGACCAGCUCGACUGGGAGUUGAUAAAUAAUCCAAGCCUGGAACAUGUCAGGAAUAUCCUUUACUUGAGCUAUAUUUACCUUCCAACACAGUUGAAAAGUUGCUUCCUAUAUUGCAGCUUGUUUCCAGAGGACCAUCUUCUCAAAAGAAAGGCACUUAUACGGUGGUGGAUAGCAGAGGGAUUCAUCACCAAGAGGGGUAGAAGCACGAUGGAGGAAGUGGCGGAAGGGUAUCUACAGGAAUUGGUUAACAGGAACAUGCUACAACUUAUUGACAGGAAUUCAUUUGGCAGGAUAAAAUCAUUCAGAAUGCAUGAUAUCAUGCAUGAGCUGGCAGUUGAUUUGAGCAGGAGAGAAUGUUUUGGUGUUGCAUAUGAUGGAGAUAAUAGACAUUGGGGAUUUGAGGAUAGAGAUGAACGCCGAUUGGUAAUACAAAAACUCAACAAGGGCAUUGAUCAAGCAAUUUCAUGUGCACACAGUCUCCGAUCAGUCAUUGCAUUGGAUAAUAGCAUGGCAUCAUCAUCCAGCAUACUGCGUCUAGUAGCGGACAACUGCAGAUAUAUGUCAGUACUGGAGUUAAGUGGGCUACCCAUCAACAUGAUUCCAGAUGCUAUCGGAGAUCUAUUCAAUCUUCGCCAUUUAGGCCUCCGUGGUUCAAAUGUGAAGUUGCUCCCGAAGUCUAUCGAGAGGCUAACCAACCUGUUGACGCUAGACCUCUUUAGGUCUAGCAUACUUGAGCUGCCUAAAGGCAUUGUCAAGCUGACAAAGCUUAGGCACUUGUUUGCUGAGAAACAAAUGGAUAGAGAACGGCGCCUUUUCAGGUGGUGCACAGGUGUAAGCAUCUCCAAGGGCCUUGAGAAGCUGACAAGCCUGCAAUCACUACAAGCAUUGGAAGCUCAGGAUGAGUCUAUCAGAUGUUUAGGGGAGCUCAGGCAGAUGAGAGGACUCAGGUUAUGGAACGUAAAGGCAAACCACUGUGAGCGCCUCUGCGAGUCGCUGCUUCAGAUGAAAUUUCUGUCCUACUUAAGCAUCACGGCUAGUGAUGAGGAUGAUGUUCUCCAGUUGGAUGGCUUGAACCCCCUUCCCCCAACCCUUCAUAAACUGCGUUUAAGUGGACGAUUGGCACACAGCAUGUUGGGUGCAGAAUCUCCUCUCUUCCAAGCAGAUGCUGGAGGACAAAAUCUGCAUUCAUUGCGCCUGUUUUGGUCCCAGCUAAGAGAGGAUCCACUGGCAUCCCUUUCUCAAUUGUUAAAUCUGACAGAGCUACAUUUCACCAGAGCCUACAGUGGAGAGCAGCUUGUCUUCUUCACCGGAUGGUUUCCCAAGCUGAAGAUUCUACGUUUAAGGGACCUGCCUAAUCUAAAGAGACUGGAGAUACAGAAAGGUGCCAUGAUAAGCCUUGAAAGAUUAAGACUAAUCAACCUAAGCAGCAUGGAAGAGGUCCCUGUAGGCAUUGAGUUUCUCAUGCCACUCAAGUAUCUAAGCUUUGAGGAGAUCACUGCCGACUUCUUACAGUCAUUGCGCCAAUCUAAAAUUGGUGAUAUGCGAUGGUGGCAUACUCUAGGGGAGGAAAUUGAUAAAUAGUAGUCAGUUGGUAUGGAAUUUAG